CUGCGGUGCGCACGGCGCCUCGCCCCGCCUCACGGGCGCCCUAGCCUCGCGCCGGCCUCCAGCUCCCGGCUCCCGGGGCUGAGGUGGAGCGGGUGGACGCCGGCCGGGCUGUGGCGCAGCAGUGUCCUUUCUGCGCGCGCGCCUGAAGUCGGCUUGGUCGUUUGACGAAGCUGGGAUACAGCAUUUAAUGAAACAUUUAUGCUUAAGAAGUAAAAAUGGCAGGCUUCCUAGAUAAUUUUCGUUGGCCAGAAUGUGAGUGUAUUGACUGGAGCGAGAGAAGAAAUGCUGUGGCGUCUGUUGUCGCAGGUAUAUUGUUUUUUACAGGCUGGUGGAUAAUGAUUGAUGCAGCUGUGGUGUAUCCUAAGCCAGAACAGUUGAACCAUGCCUUUCACACAUGUGGUGUAUUUUCCACAUUGGCUUUCUUCAUGAUAAAUGCUGUCUCCAAUGCUCAGGUGAGAGGUGAUAGCUAUGAAAGCGGCUGUUUAGGAAGAACAGGUGCUCGAGUUUGGCUUUUCAUUGGUUUCAUGUUGAUGUUUGGGUCACUUAUUGCUUCCAUGUGGAUUCUUUUUGGUGCAUAUGUUACCCAAAAUACUGAUGUUUAUCCGGGUCUAGCUGUGUUUUUUCAAAAUGCACUUAUAUUUUUUAGCACUCUGAUCUACAAAUUUGGAAGAACUGAAGAGCUAUGGACCUGAGAUCACUUCUUACUUAAGUCACAUUUUCCUUUUGUUAUAUUCUGUUUGUAGAUAAGUUUUUUUUAUCUCUCAGUACACAUUGCCAAACGGAGUAGAUUGUACAUUAAAUGUUUUGUUUCUUUACAUUUUUAUGUUCCGAGUUUUGAAAUAGUUUUAUGAAACGUCUUUAUUUUUCAUUGCGUAGACUGUUAAUACUAAUAUGUAUAUAAUACAAGACUAUAUGAAUUGGAUAAUGAGUAUCAAUUUUUUAUUCCUGAGAUUUAGAACUUGAUCUGUUCCCUGAGCCAGGGUUAUAUCAUCAUGUCAUUUUAGAAGUAACCACUCUCUCUCUGGCUGGGCACGGUGGCUUAUGCCUGUAAUCCCAGAACAUUGGGAGGCCGAGGCAGGCGGAUUGCUUGAGGUCAGGAGUUUGAGACCAGCCUGGCCAACAUGGUGAAACCCCAUCUACUAAAAAUACAAAAAUUAGUCAGGUGUGGUGGUGGGUGCCUGUAAUCCCAGCUACCCGGGAGGCUGAGGCAGGAGAAUCGCUUAAACCAAGGGGACGGAGGUUGCAGUGAGCUGAGUUUGCGCCACUGCACUCUAGCCUGGGGGACAAAGUGAAACUCCGUCUCAAAA
Molecule: messenger RNA, 1307 nt
Organism: Piliocolobus tephrosceles (Ugandan red Colobus)
Lineage: Eukaryota; Metazoa; Chordata; Mammalia; Primates; Cercopithecidae
Gene: TMEM50B
Product: transmembrane protein 50B
Exons: 7
Coding region: 216-692 (158 amino acids)
Source: RefSeq, a predicted model, not a curated record